This is a messenger RNA of Alternaria alternata, 2289 nucleotides long. RefSeq lists its product as hypothetical. Gene Ontology annotation, biological process: DNA-templated transcription; regulation of DNA-templated transcription. The transcript has 4 exons. Gene Ontology annotation, molecular function: DNA binding; zinc ion binding; DNA-binding transcription factor activity, RNA polymerase II-specific. The coding region runs from base 1 to 2289 and encodes 762 amino acids. NCBI's taxonomy places the organism in Eukaryota, Fungi, Ascomycota, Dothideomycetes, Pleosporales, Pleosporaceae. The record is from RefSeq and is a predicted model, not a curated record.
AUGAGGGCGGAAGCGGUGCUGCCAACCAGAGUUAGCAACGCGUGUGAGAGGUGUCGUCGCAACAAGAGCCGAUGCGACAUAUCUCGUCCUUGCGCGCUCUGCGUUCGAGCAAAUGUCGAAUGUGUCGUAAGCAAUGUCGAGGUGCCAGCCCGCGCACCGAAAAGAAAACGCACUCGGGGUCCUUCCCGUGAAGCUUCACACGAGCAACCGCCAGCUCCGAUGCAGAGCCAUGACGAUGCGCAUCAAACGAUAGACACAGAAAUCAACAGUCGCGAUGAGAGUAGACGUGCCAGUAUGGCAGAGGGCGAAGCUAACUCAGCCAUGGAUAUUGCUCACCAGAUCUACCGACUGGGAAGCCAGCCAACAUUGAAGCGGACAACAUCAGCCAUACCGGGUGGUGACGUAUAUGGCAGAGCCCCGGCACCUCGAUUAGACCGUACCCAAAGGAAAAACAUAGUCGCUAUCCUUGGCCAUCCUUUACCACCCACCGACAUGAUGCGCGCGCUCCUAGAAGAGUACUUUGACUCGGUCCAUUGGUUUAGCUUGGUCAUCUAUGAGCCAAGAUUUCGGGCGAAGUUCGAAUCUAUCAGAGAUGGUCAUGCCUAUCCCUCACAAAAGUCGUUCCUUCUUCUCCUAUCCACUGUUGUUGGCAUGGGAGCAUGGUACAAAUCUCACAAGAAAGACAUGGAUCUGGACUUUCCGGACGAAGAUUGGUACGCCUGGUCGCAAUCACUCAUCCAAGGCGCGGGUUCUCAACUCACUGAACUGAUGGACCAAAGUACGAUUUCAUCGGUUCAGACGUGCAUCCUGCUUGGCUCUUACUAUGUCUAUCAUGGCAAACCUAAUUUAUCUUUUGCGUUACUAGGUGCAACCAUUCGAACGGCGCAAUCGAUUGGCCUUCAUCGCCAGCCGCUACGAGGUGACUCUCACUCUAUCGAGGAGAGGAAAAGAGUUUGGUGGACUAUAUACACAUGGGACAGAUUCGCUUCCAUCACUUACGGUCGGCCUAUUGGUAUCAACGAGAAGGACUGUAAUACAAACCAUCCCAUUGACAUAUGCGAGUCGCCAUACUUCAAGCCAGGAGGUCCUCCAGAAGCGGAUUUGACAAUAUGCUACUCGUCCUACCAACGAGAGCUCAACAAACUUUAUCUCAUUGCGUCACCUAUUAUCGAGAUCAUUUUCGGAAUGCGCGCUGUGGGACCCAAUGAACGACCUAGUGGGCCGCAGUACACUGAUCAGAUCUUAGAAGUGACGGAAAAGCUUUGGGCGUGGCGCCGGCAUUUACCGCCUCAUCUUCUACUUGAUAUGGCUUCCGACUGUAGUAUCGACCAGUCUCGCACUACGCGUGUACACCAACUGCAGGCCUUAUCUCUUCAGCUUACGUUUGACAACCUACUGAUUAUCUUCAAUCGCCCGUUGAUUGCGAAACAAGUGGACCAUCUCAUCAGGACGCAACCGGAAAGUGGCCAUGGUGUCGCAUUAUCACCAGCAAGCCUUACGAACACCGGAUCACCAUUCCUUACAGCCCAUGAGUCUAGCCCGCUAAAUACAAGCCAUAUGUCGAGCACCGAGCAGUGGUGGCACGCGGCGUUGAGAACGUCGAAGGUCACCGAAUUACCGCGGCUUUCUCAACUAGCCACUGAUAGUCACCUAGUAGCUUUCUUGGCUAUCAAUCUAUUCAAUUCCGCUAUUGUCAUGGCUGUGUUAGCAUUGUCCGAUCCACUCUCGGACAGAGCACAAGAAGUCAAGAGGACCAUUACGCGGAUAUUUCGCUUACAAGAACUACUCGGGAAGAAGACACAGCUUUCGAUGCAGAGCAAUGUAGUUCUUAAAGAUGUCAUCCAGAUGCUGUUGCGUAGGGAAGCAGAUACUAUAUUUGGCGAGAGCGACAUCACAAGAUCACAUGCAGGGACGGCAUUGAUGUCUGUUGAAGACACCCUUCGUCUUCCGACGCAGCUACCAUCAAAUGGACACCAUAGACCGCAACACAAUACAGUGGACAGGAUGCAACGCGUUCACGAAAGUAUGGCAUCAGUGCAGAGAGUUUUUCCUACGGGUCUCGAUGGUAUAUAUCGUGAUGACACGGCUGACGUCCAGCAAUGGGCUGCCAACAACGGUGAUACGGGUCACUUACCUAGCGGACACAAUGUAGAUUGGUCAAACGCCGGCACACAGGACUUCCAUCUCGAGGGAGAACUAGACUGGAUCAGCGAUGACAAUAAUGUUGACGUUACUGGCAACGGAUUAUAUUGGUUCUGGGAUUCUGUCUGGAAUGAGCCUCCGCUGUAG